AUGGCGUUCGCCUUGGCCUCGGUGGCCGCACACGCCCAGCAGUGCGGCAAGCAGGCCGACGGCAUGGAGUGCUCCGAAAACCUGUGCUGCAGCAAGUACGGGUACUGCGGGCUGGGCGCCGACUACUGCGGCAACGGGUGCCAGAGCGGCGCCUGCCACGCCAGCAAGCGCUGCGGCAGCCAGGCCGCCGGCGUGGCGUGCCCCAACAACUACUGCUGCAGCCAGUCCGGCUACUGCGGUUUAGGCGACGUCUACUGCGGCGCCGGCUGCCAGAGCGGCCCCUGCCAGGCCGGAAUCAGGUGCGGCCAGCAAGCCGGGGGCGAGGUGUGCGCCAACAACUUCUGCUGCAACCGGGAUGGGGUCUGCGGCCUCGGCUCGGGUAACUGCGGGUACGGCUGCCAGAGCGGGGCUUGCGUCACCCUAGGGAUAUGCGGAGCCUGGGGCGUUUGCACCAAUAACUAUUGUUGUGGCAAGCAUGGAUAUUGUGGCCUCGGCGACAUAUAUUGUGGGCAGGGCUGCCAGAGCGGCGCCUGCUAUGCAACUCCAUCUCUCCCAAAAUAA
Lolium rigidum is the source of this 561-nucleotide messenger RNA. Its product is annotated as root-specific lectin-like. The transcript has a single exon. Gene Ontology annotation, molecular function: chitin binding. NCBI's taxonomy places the organism in Eukaryota, Viridiplantae, Streptophyta, Magnoliopsida, Poales, Poaceae. The record is from RefSeq and is a predicted model, not a curated record. Bases 1 to 561 code for a protein of 186 amino acids.